Cinclus cinclus is the source of this 1018-nucleotide messenger RNA. It is a transcript of the gene RNASEH2B, whose product is annotated as ribonuclease H2 subunit B. Bases 74 to 994 code for a protein of 306 amino acids. Gene Ontology annotation, biological process: ribonucleotide metabolic process; RNA catabolic process. Gene Ontology annotation, cellular component: ribonuclease H2 complex; nucleoplasm. The transcript has 11 exons. NCBI's taxonomy places the organism in Eukaryota, Metazoa, Chordata, Aves, Passeriformes, Cinclidae. The record is from RefSeq and is a predicted model, not a curated record.
GCCCCCCCCGCCAUGUUGCGGCGGCGGCGGGCCCGGGAGCGGCGGGCGUGCGGGAUCGCGGGGCGCUCGGAGCAUGCGGGGCGCACGGAGCGGGCGGGGCGCGCCCCCCGCGCAGUGGGUGCUCAUUGCCCCAGAGGCUGCUAUUGACCUCCCGAAGACACCUGAGAGCGAGCCCUUGUUUACAAAACUGCGCAACCCAAGCACAGGGGAAGCAGCCCUUUACUUAUUCAAUAGCGGUGCACAGCAGCUGUUUGAAGUAAAAGCUUUUCACGAGGAACGUCGCUCCUGGUUUAUAGGUCAGACUGUUCAACAGGAUGGGCGCCUGCUGUUUGUUACACCAAUGGACCCCUUAUUUCUGAUACUUUACUACCUCAUAAAGGCAGACAAAGAGCAGCAAGGAAAGUUCCAGCCACUUGAUCAAGUUGUGCUAGACUCAGAAUACCCUAGCUGCCCAUUGCUGCUGAAGUGUGCAGAUGUUAAGCAGUACAUACAGCAAGUAACAGAAGAAAAAGAGAUUGGCAGUCAGAAAUUCCACAAAUAUAGCCAAGAGAAGACACUGAUGUGGUUAAAGAAAAAGGUUAAUCAAACAGUGAAAGCACUUAAAAGCAACAAUAUAUUGGUAGGUGAAAGAGUGCUUGCAAGUACAUUUAUCAACAGUAAACAGGUCACAGAUGCUCAGGAAGACUAUGUACGAUAUGCCCAUGGGUUAAUAUCAGAGUAUAUUCCUGAAGAUCUGAGUAAGGAGUUGUUAAAAUACUUGGGGCUCCCAGAACUUAGAAGCCCAGCACCAGAGCCACCACUAAAGAAAAGGAAAUUGUCAGAUGUCCCUGUGGAACCACAAGAAGACUAUACUAAAUUUAACAGCGACAGUCUGAAAACCAAAAAGGCAAACACCAAGAUGUCUGCAGCACAGAAGGCUCUGGCCAAAGUUGAUAAGAGUGGCAUGAAAUCCAUUUCUGCUUUCUUCAGCUCCAAACCUAAAACAUCAAAAUAAAGAUUUGUAAUUGAAAGAAAUUUA